Triticum turgidum subsp. durum (durum wheat) is the source of this 543-nucleotide messenger RNA. NCBI's taxonomy places the organism in Eukaryota, Viridiplantae, Streptophyta, Magnoliopsida, Poales, Poaceae. The record is from the annotation of a GenBank genome assembly.
AUGGCCGGGGCAGCUUCGUCGGUAGCGCCAGUUCUCGUCAUCUGCUUGCUGUCUCUUGUUCUCUUCUUCCACAGGUGCCGGAGCUGUGAAGCUGUGGAGAUAGAGAGGACGUUGGCGAUGAUCAAGCCGGAUGGUUUGUCUGGUAACUACACCGAAAAAAUCAAGGAGGCCAUCUUGGAGUCUGGAUUUGAUAUCAUAGAAGAGGCAGUUGUCCAGCUGGAUGUAGAGAGGGCAUCACUCUUCUACGCUGAGCAUGCCGAUAAAAGCUUCUUCAACAGCCUAGUGAAGUACAUGACGAGUGGUCCAGUUUGUGCUAUGAUUCUGGAAAGCCCCGAUGCCAUUUCACGCUGGCGAAAUUUGAUAGGGCCAACUGAUGCAAGAAAGGCUAAAACUUCACACCCUGACAGCAUUAGAGCAAUGUGCGGCUUGGACUCUGAGAAAAAUUGUGUGCAUGGUUCAGAUUCACCGCAAUCUGCAGCUAGAGAGAUUUCGUUUUUCUUCGGAGAUGAUAAAUCUGAAGCGCUGGAACAUGACGAGCUGUAG